This is a messenger RNA of Onychomys torridus (southern grasshopper mouse), 261 nucleotides long. Its product is annotated as diazepam-binding inhibitor-like 5. NCBI's taxonomy places the organism in Eukaryota, Metazoa, Chordata, Mammalia, Rodentia, Cricetidae. The record is from RefSeq and is a predicted model, not a curated record. Gene Ontology annotation, molecular function: fatty-acyl-CoA binding.
AUGAGCCAUGUGGAAUUUGAAAUGGCACUCACUUCGCUCAAGCAGCUGAAGGGUCCUGUAAGUAAAAAGAGGAAAUUGCUGAUGUACAACUUCUAUAAACAGACUACCCAGGGUGACUACAACAUCCCUGUCCCUCCAGCCACAGAUAAGGGCACCAAGGCCAAGUGAGAGGCAUGAAAUGUGAAUAGAAUGCUGAAGAUGGAUAUGAUGAGAAUUUGUGUUGCCAAUAUGGAAGAUUUGAAGAAAGCUGAGGCUGGAUAA